Ipomoea nil (Japanese morning glory) is the source of this 776-nucleotide messenger RNA. Its product is annotated as CLP protease regulatory subunit CLPX1, mitochondrial-like. The record is from RefSeq and is a predicted model, not a curated record. Gene Ontology annotation, biological process: protein catabolic process; proteolysis. Gene Ontology annotation, molecular function: ATP binding; ATP hydrolysis activity. Bases 66 to 776 code for a protein of 236 amino acids. NCBI's taxonomy places the organism in Eukaryota, Viridiplantae, Streptophyta, Magnoliopsida, Solanales, Convolvulaceae. Gene Ontology annotation, cellular component: mitochondrial matrix. The transcript is spliced from 10 exons.
CUUUCUAUUAUACAUUUAGCAGGUGCUUUCUGUGGCUGCUCAUAACCACUACAAAAGGAUAUACCAUGUCUCCCUGCAAAAAGGAAGCAGAGUCAGUUAAAGAAGAUAAUGACAGCAAUGUAGAAUUGGAAAAAAGCAAUGUGCUUCUGUUGGGGCCAACUGGUUCAGGGAAGACAUUACUUGCCAAAACUCUAGCUCGCUUUGUGAAUGUACCAUUUGUUAUUGUCGAUGCAACUACUUUAACACAGGCAACCGGUUAUGUUGGUGAGGAUGUUGAGUCAAUACUGUAUAAACUGCUUACGGUUGCUGAAUUCAAUGUACAAGCAGCUCAGCAAGGGAUGGUCUACAUUGAUGAAGUAGAUAAGAUUAUUAAGAAGGCUGAGAGCGUAAAUAUUAGCAGAGAUGUCUCUGGUGAAGGAGUUCAACAGGCCCUACUAAAAAUUUUCCCUAAUCAGAUUGUAAAUGUUCCUGAAAAAGGUGAUAAUAUUCAGAUAGAUACAAAAGACAUACUUUUCAUCUGUGGGGGAGCAUUCAUUGAUCUGGAAAAGACCAUUUCUGAGAGACGGCAGGAUUCUUCCAUUGGUUUUGGUGUGCGAGUACGUGCCAACAUGAGAACUGGUAGAGUAACUGAUGAUGUUGUGACAUCAUCUUUACUAGAAACUGUUGAGAGCAGUGAUCUGAUUGCAUAUGGCCUUAUUCCAGAGUUUAUCGGGCGCUUCCCUAUUUUAGUUAGUUUGUCAGCACUUACUGAGAACCAACUUGUUCAGGUAUUUUAG